CCUGUGGAAACAUGCCCAAGUUUCAGCACACCACAGCAGCUAUAAACCACGCUUGGAAAACACAGGAGCAUUUCAGAACAGCUGGCUUCGGAACGAAGAACCUGCUGAAUGAGAGACGACCUGCUAUGCCAAAACUACUCUUCUCGAAGAUAAGGAUCUACGAGUUUAAGGAGCUCAUUCGAAACAAGAAGCAAGUCAAAACACUGGACGUUCUCCUGAGCAGAAGGAAGCAGAAAAACGAUAUCAGAUGUGUUUUAGUCCAGAAAAUUACUCUCACAUCUGAUGCUGAUUCUCACCUUCAAGAGGAUGACAUACUCAAGCCAAAGCUGGAGAAGCUGUUGGAGGACAAACGCUACCUCGCUGCCUUUCGUGCUUUUCUCCAGUCUGAGUUCAGCGAGGAGAACAUUGAAUUUUGGUUAGCAUGUAAGGAAUACAAGGAGUCCACGUCGUCCAGCAUGCGCUCCAAAAAAGCAGCAGAGAUCUACCACGUGUUUCUCGAUCCCAUGGCUCAGAAAGAGGUCAACAUUGACUAUCACACACGUGAGAAGAUCAAGAGAUCCAUAGUGAAUCCUGAUCCAUGCUGUUUUGAUGAGGCUGAGAGACUUGUGUUCAAGCUGAUGGAGAGAGACUCCUGUCCCAGGUUCCUGAAGUCUGUGGCCUACCAGAACGUCAAAAGGAAAGCCAUGGGUGUAGGGACCUUCCACCAAAAGAUUACUUCUUGAGUGAAAACGAAAAGCAACAGAACGUCAUAUCAGACCAUGACUCCAGGAAGUGUCUAGGAAGAGGAUUUAUGCACGUGGCUUAAGGGGAAUUACUGAGGAGAACAGAAAGUAUACAAUGUGUAGAGCUCCUAUAUGAAAUGUUUCAACAGUUAGUACAAUAGUAAGGCGAAUGAGUGGACAUGUUUUACAAGCUGUCAUGAAAGGAUCUGCAAUAAAAGAUGGUGGAAAAAAAA
Messenger RNA from Colossoma macropomum (tambaqui), 955 nucleotides. Its product is annotated as regulator of G-protein signaling 5. The record is from RefSeq and is a predicted model, not a curated record. Bases 12 to 722 code for a protein of 236 amino acids. NCBI's taxonomy places the organism in Eukaryota, Metazoa, Chordata, Actinopteri, Characiformes, Serrasalmidae. The transcript has 5 exons.